This is a messenger RNA of Biomphalaria glabrata, 792 nucleotides long. Its product is annotated as anti-sigma-I factor RsgI2-like. The transcript has a single exon. The coding region runs from base 1 to 792 and encodes 263 amino acids. The record is from RefSeq and is a predicted model, not a curated record. Lineage: Eukaryota; Metazoa; Mollusca; Gastropoda; Planorbidae.
AUGCCUCACAGAACAUCUAUGCCUCACAGAACACCUAUGCCUCGCAGAACACCUAUGCCUCGCAGAACACCUAGACCUCGCAGAACACCUAGGCCUCGCAGAACACCUAUGUCUCACAGAACACCUAUGCCUCACAGAACACCUAUGCCUCACAGAACACCUAUGCCUCGCAGAACACCUAUGCCUCACAGAACACCUAUGCCUCACAGAACAACUAUGCCUCGCAUAACACCUAUGCCUCUUAGAACACCUAUGCCUCGCAUAACACCUAUGCCUCACAGAACACCUAUGCCUCACAGAACACCUAUGCCUCACAGAACACCUAUGCCUCACAGAACAACUAUGCCUCGCAUAACACCUAUGCCUCUUAGAACACCUAUGCCUCGCAUAACACCUAUGCCUCACAGAACACCUAUGCCUCACAGAACACCUAUGCCUCGCAUAACACCUAUGCCUCACAGAACACCUAUGCCUCACAGAACACCUAUGCCUCACAGAACACCUAGACCUCGCAGAACACCUAGACCUCGCAGAACACCUAGGCCUCGCAGAACACCUAGACCUCGCAGAACACCUAGACCUCGCAGAACACCUAGGCCUCGCAGAACACCUAGACCUCGCAGAACACCUAGACCUCGCAGAACACCUAGGCCUCGCAGAACACCUAGACCUCGCAGAACACUAGGGCUCCGCGGAACACAGUUUGGGAAACACUGCCCUACACGAAUAAGCUUAAAGCAUAAAACUGUUGACGAUGGUUGCUCAUUGGCAAGCUUUGGGUGGGUCAUGUGA